Molecule: messenger RNA, 444 nt
Organism: Aplysia californica (California sea hare)
Lineage: Eukaryota; Metazoa; Mollusca; Gastropoda; Aplysiida; Aplysiidae
Product: lectin ADEL-like
Exons: 3
Coding region: 1-444 (147 amino acids)
Source: RefSeq, a predicted model, not a curated record
AUGAGCGCCGCUGUAGUUCUCGUCCUCUUCUCCGUCCUGACUGCGACACAAGCGUGCGAGGGUCCGGACGUGUGCAAUGUAAUCAGGAUGGAAAGUUGGAGCUACGAGUACUCCGAGAAGAUUGUGGAAAACGCCACAUGGGUCCUCAACAUGACGGUCGUAGAUCGGCAGUCCGCGACUGAGUGUACCCUGGGUGAAUCCUUCGGAUACCAGAAAGCUACCCUGUGGGUGAAUCACGGCUGUCGAGCUGCUUUCAAAGUUUGUUAUCUCCCAGUGAGGUCGACCAAGUGCAAAGUACUUACGAUGGAAAGUUUGAACUAUGAGUACGCCGAACAGAAGGUGAAGAAGGCUGCACUGUUCAUCAACAUGACCGUUGAAGAUCAGCAGUCCGAGGCCAGUUGCGAUCUGGAUAAAUCCUUCGGCUUCGACAACCCGCUACGUUAA